CCGGACUACAAGUCCCAGCGGCCGCUCUGCGCAGCCAGGAAGCGGGAGCGACCGGUGCGCUCGGCAGGUGCGGGCAAAGUUGUCUGCGGUCGGGAAGGUGAGCGGGCCGCGGCUCCUCCGGACCAAAUGGUGCCAAUAUGAAUGCAGGAGGGACUGGCGCAGAUGAAGCGUUUGACUAUCUCUUUAAAAUCGUGCUCAUCGGUGAUUCCAAUAUCGGCAAGACCUGUGUGGUACAUCGUUUCAAAUCUGGAGUCUUCCUUGAGAAACAGCAGAAUACCAUUGGAGUGGACUUCAUCGUUAAAACAAUGGACAUUGAAGGCAAGAAAGUGAAGGUGCAGGUGUGGGACACCGCAGGGCAAGAGCGGUUCCGGACCAUCACGCAGAGCUACUAUCGGAGUGCUCAUGGAGCCAUGAUCGCCUAUGACAUCACCAAGCAGUCCUCCUUUAACUCAGUGCCGCACUGGGUCAAUGAGAUCCAGCGAUAUGGAGCAGCAAAUGUUGUCCAGUUAUUGAUCGGAAACAAAGCUGAUCUGGGGGAGAAGCGCGAGGUUCCAUUCGAGGAGGCCUGCAAUGUGGCUGAAAAGUUUGGCCUGUUGGCUGUGCUGGAGACGUCGGCCAAAGAGGCGCAGAAUGUUGAUGAAGCUUUUCUGCUGUUGACUCGAGAGCUGCUGGCGAGGAAUGGGCUACACUUGUCCAGCGAAAGCAGCCGGAGUACACUCCACCUGGAUUCUCGGCCCGUCAGUACGAGUGCACCCACUGAGAAAAGUUCCUGCUCCUGUUGAGCAUCGUUAUCUGCAGUUAGCUGAGUUUGAACCAUCCUGUAAUAUAGUUGGAGCCCACAAGUCAACUCCUGCAACGUAAUAGCCUUGAGUGAUGUCCUUGUUCUCCUGGAGCAGUUUGCAGGGGACUUCACCAAACAUUAUUGAGAUGUGAACUAGACUGGAGCUGUGCAGUCCUUGUGAAAUCUGGUGUUUGUUCCCUCUCUUGAAGACAGUGCUUCUGAUUAAAAUGUUUGUCAUCAGUGCCCAAGGUUUGCUGUUAAUCACCCUGUAGAGGUGGAACUUUAGCUACAGCUGCCCACGUGCCUUUCAUACAGAUGUCCUUUUAGAGUGAAAUGUAUUCCACAAAACAAGAUUGCUGCUGUGGGGUGGAAUGUUCAAGUAAAGCCAGAGUGGCCCACCUGUAGGGUCUCAGAUGUUUUCUUGGGCAAGUCUUGGCUCAUCUGGUACCAUUUCUGCCUUUGAGUCAAAAGGUUGUGGACUCAAGGACCACUCUGGAGACUUCAGCUCCCAAUUCACUGCACUGCUGGAGAUAUAUCCUUUGGAUGAAAACUUAAAUUAUGUUCUCAGCUGAAUAUUUGUUGGAAUAGAGCAGGGGAGUACUUGUGCGCUGCCUGAUGCUUAUUCCUCAAACAGAAACAGAGGGAGCCUUCUGCAGUCACUUCUGUACUACCUGUCAAUGAAACAUUCCUUCAGUACUGCACAGAUUAUGUUCAGAUCUCCAGAGUGGGGCCUGAAUCCACAAUCUUGAACUGAGGUGAGAUGUAACUAUUCUUCUCCUUAGGCAGUCCCUCGGGGUUGAGGAUGACUCGCUUCCCCUCCAGCUCUGUGUGUUGUGAGGUGACGUGCAGAAUCCACAGACUUGCCUGAAGACAGGGUAGUUUGGAUCAUUGUGUGAACCUCCUGCUGUUUACACCUGGCCUCCUGCUCCUGGAGGGACUUGGAAAUACUCCUUGCCUUUCCGAUGCUUGAGCAGUCCUGGGACAGGGAUUCCCAUGAGUUCCACCCCCCCCCCCCACCCCCCCAACGUCCACAUCCUGCAACCAGAAGGUCAGUUCCAGCAGGCGUUUUCUAUUCUCCUUUUCAAAUCCUCUUUAUAAAACACAGACUAGAAUGGUCCAUGGUAUCCCCAAGUGUGGUUCACCCUAUGCUACAUAUCUGCCUUUGAAUUCUUUUCUUCCAGAAACGAAUCUAGAAACUGUUUGGAUUUCUGACAGAUUUAUUAACUUGCAAGGCUACUUUUCAUUAUUUGUAUUUCAUUUGUAUUUCAUUCCCCUCAACUCCCUCCAGUCCUUCAACUAAUGAACUUAAAUUGGUGCCUUUGGACUUGGCAGAAGUUGACACCCAGUCUAGAUCUUCAAUAUGUUUACGCUAUUUAAUCUCUCCUCCUUUUCUUUUAAUCCAAAUAAAACAAUGCUAGUGUGGUGACCAGAAUUGUACAUUGUAGCUAUGACCUAAAUACAGUUCAUACAAUUCUAAUAUUCUUUGCUUAGGCCAAUUACAGGCAGAGGCAUAUGGAAUUUUUGUCUACCUAUCCUGUUAACUUCAUGGGUUUACGGACAUGCACUCCAAGUUCCCUAUAGUUCAAUAUGCACAACAGCCAAAAUAAGAUGGAAAGCAAUAGUUCAUAGUAAUGGAACAAUAUAUAAUAGGGAUAUAUAAUAUCCUUGUGGCGACUCACCGUCUAGUCGGGCGAACCGGCUUGUCAGUCGGGUCGCGCGGUGUCGGAGCGACGAGGCCCAAGAUGGCGGCGGGCCUCGUCUUUCCGAGCGACGGGGAGAACCCGCGCGCGGGAAAGUCCUGAUGACGUAGGACUUACAUCAUUGCCGGUUUUUUGGGCAGGAGUUUUCUCCCUUAAAGGGCCCGCGCAAGGCGGGAAAAUAAACCAGUUCUG
Molecule: messenger RNA, 2673 nt
Organism: Pristis pectinata (smalltooth sawfish)
Lineage: Eukaryota; Metazoa; Chordata; Chondrichthyes; Rhinopristiformes; Pristidae
Product: ras-related protein Rab-19-like
Exons: 4
Coding region: 138-782 (214 amino acids)
Cellular component (GO): trans-Golgi network
Molecular function (GO): GTPase activity; GTP binding
Source: RefSeq, a predicted model, not a curated record